This is a messenger RNA of Capsella rubella, 2144 nucleotides long. Its product is annotated as probable L-type lectin-domain containing receptor kinase S.5. The transcript has a single exon. Gene Ontology annotation, biological process: protein phosphorylation. Gene Ontology annotation, molecular function: ATP binding; protein kinase activity; carbohydrate binding. The coding region runs from base 39 to 1985 and encodes 648 amino acids. Lineage: Eukaryota; Viridiplantae; Streptophyta; Magnoliopsida; Brassicales; Brassicaceae. Gene Ontology annotation, cellular component: plasma membrane. The record is from RefSeq and is a predicted model, not a curated record.
CCAAACACACACACACAAGAAAAAAGAAAAAAACCAUUAUGAGAUUUUCUCUUCUGUUCUUGAUUCUAACAAUAGCUUGUACGAUCGAGACACAAGUGAACUGCUUAGAGUUCGAUUUUCGUAAGUUUAAUGAGAGCAAUGAUCGGGACUUGAUCCGAGAAAACUCAUACAUUGCCCUUGGAGCUAUCCAAGUGACUCCUGAUGUUCGUGGUGGCUCUAUAGCUAACCUAGCGGGCCGAGCGCUCUACAAAGAUCCAUUCAGGCUAUGGAGCAAAGACAAGAAGAAUGCUACUUUCAACACCACUUUCGUUCUUAACAUCUCGAACCAAACCGAUCCAGGAGGUGAAGGCUUAGCCUUCGUUCUCACAUCCGAGAAGACCGUUCCUCAGAACAGCUCAGGUAUGUGGCUCGGUCUAGUCAACGAAAGGACGAACAUGACUCGAGAGUCGAGGAUUGUUUCUGUUGAGUUCGACACAAGGAUGAGUCAUCCUGGUGAUCUUGAUGGAAACCAUGUAGGUCUUAAUGUGAACAGCAUCGAUUCGGUUGUUCAAGAAUCUUUGAGCAGUCGAGGGAUUAUGAUCAGUUCCAAAGACGACUUAAUCGCGCAUGUGAGGUAUGAUGGUAAGAAUCUAUCUGUUUAUGUCUCAAGAAACUUGGAGGUUUAUCAACAGAGGAACUUAGUGUUUUCUAGAGCUAUAGAUCUCUCAGCCUAUCUUCCAGAGAAGGUUUAUGUUGGAUUUACGGCUUCAACAAGCAAUUUGACGCAGCUGAACUGUGUGAAAUCAUGGAAAUUUGAAGCUUUGGAGAUCGAUGGAGAUCAAAAGUUGUUAUGGCUCUGGAUCACUAUCCCUAGUGUGUGUGUUGUUGUAGUAGGAGCUCUCUUAGGGGCAUUGUACUUGAGAUCUAGGUCAAAGGCAGGGGAAACACAUCCGGAUAUAGAAGCCGAGCUAGAUAAUUGCGCUGCAAACCCGCAGAAGUUCAAGCUGAGGGAGCUGAAGAAAGCAACAGGAAACUUUGGCGUGGAGAACAAACUUGGGCAAGGCGGGUUUGGGAUGGUCUUUAAGGGGAAAUGGCAGGGGAGAGACAUAGCUGUGAAACGAGUUUCCGAGAAAUCGCAUCAAGGAAAGCAAGAGUUCAUAUCCGAGAUCACAACUAUAGGUAAUCUGAACCAUAGGAACCUGGUGAAGUUACUGGGAUGGUGCUACGAGAGAAAGGAGUAUCUUCUGGUUUAUGAGUAUAUGCCUAACGGAAGCUUGGACAGAUACCUUUUCUUGGAAGACAGGUCAAGGUCAAACCUAACAUGGGAGACAAGGAAGAACAUUAUAACAGGACUAUCUCAAGCGUUGGAGUAUCUUCACAAUGGAUGCGAGAAGAGGAUACUUCACCGGGACAUAAAGGCGAGCAACGUAAUGCUGGACUCGGAUUUCAACGCGAAGCUAGGUGAUUUCGGGCUUGCGAGGAUGAUUCAGCAAAGCGAAAUGACUCAUCAUUCGACAAAGGAGAUUGCUGGAACACCGGGAUACAUGGCUCCUGAGACUUUUCUCAACGGAAGAGCCACAGUUGAAACAGAUGUGUAUGCAUUUGGAGUCCUAAUGCUCGAAGUAGUUUCGGGGAAGAAACCGAGCUAUGUCUUGGUCAAGGAGAACCAGAGCAACUACAACAAUAGCAUUGUGAAUUGGCUAUGGGAGCUAUACAGAAAUGGAACCAUCAUGGAUGCUGCGGAUCCAGGGAUGGAAAGUUUGUUCGAUGAAGAAUCAAUGAAAAGCGUUUUGCUCUUAGGACUUGCUUGUUGCCACCCGAAUCCGAACCAAAGGCCGUCCAUGAAAACGGUGCUGAAGGUCUUGACGGGUGAGACUAGCCCACCCGACGUGCCUACAGAGAGACCGGCUUUCAUGUGGCCAGCGAUGCCUCCAUCUUUCAGUGACAUUGACUACUCUCUCACCGGGAGUCAGAUCAAUUCACUUACCGAGCUUACUGGCCGAUGACAAUAAUCUUUAUUCGUUUGUUCUUCAAGAAUUUGAAAAUUGGGUUUGUUAUAUAUUACUUCUGUUUUUUUUGUGGACAUAGAAUUUGAUUGUCCGAUCAUAGAAGUGUACUUUUUUUAAUUUUUGAAUCUUUCUUUAUUCCUAUUAUGUUUUUGUAUC